AUGGCUUUCAAGCGAGUCCAGAGCCCAUCAGGCGUCCUUCCCCUUCUCCUCGUCGCAUCUAUCGUCAUCCGGAGCAGCACUUGCGCCGCUGAGCAUGGCUUCAAUACUCGGAACGCCACGUCCAACUUGGACGGUAGUAAUCUGGAGUCACCGGCGUUUGCGGCGACCGCGACUCGCGCAUCUAGGAAGCUCGGCAUCCUCCCGUUCCCCGGCUUUCUCAAGUGUGCGCUCGUGGCAUACAUGAACGCGGGUAGUGUUCAGUCCAUUCUCGGAGGGGAUCCCGGUGCGGAUGGCGUGGCACUCAUUCAAGUGUACAGGUACAACGAGCAGACCAACGUGAACAUUCGCCUGCGAGCGCACGCACUCUCCUCCUCCCCCAUCGCCCAGACCAUAAACAAGGCCUAUUCGGGUAGCAACGGGUUACCCGCGUGGGUGGUGUCAGGACAGUGGUCUCGAGAUGACAGCAACGAUGUAUACAACCUGCAGAAGUGGUACUAUGAGGCUAAUAAGAAGUACCCUCCCGGGUCUGCUAGUUCGGUGCACUCUAUUGUGAGGGCGAUGGCGGACGAUCCAAGGCGGUACUAUGCGGUGGUGAGCUCUGUGACGCGGCCGCUAGGGGCGAUCAGGGGGCAGUUCAGGCGGACUCUGCCGUUCCUGCUGUACCCUUGGAACCCGUGCUAA
Closterium sp. Yama58-4 is the source of this 681-nucleotide messenger RNA. The record is from the annotation of a GenBank genome assembly. NCBI's taxonomy places the organism in Eukaryota, Viridiplantae, Streptophyta, Zygnematophyceae, Desmidiales, Closteriaceae.